Messenger RNA from Sorex araneus (European shrew), 2824 nucleotides. It is a transcript of the gene GTPBP10, whose product is annotated as GTP binding protein 10. Gene Ontology annotation, cellular component: mitochondrion. The record is from RefSeq and is a predicted model, not a curated record. The coding region runs from base 77 to 1237 and encodes 386 amino acids. Gene Ontology annotation, molecular function: magnesium ion binding; GTP binding; GTPase activity. Lineage: Eukaryota; Metazoa; Chordata; Mammalia; Eulipotyphla; Soricidae. The transcript is spliced from 10 exons.
GUGAUGACGUAAUAAGCCGAGCGACAUCUCGGGGCCGACAGAUUCUGAGGGCCGGAAAGCGGUGGUCGUCGCUGUUAUGGUACACUGCAGUGGCGUGUUUUUCAGAAAGUAUGGAAACUUCAUUGAUAACCUGAGACUCUUCACCAGGGGAGGAACUGGUGGAAUGGGUUACCCUCGUUUCGGCGGAGAAGGCGGAAAAGGUGGUGAUGUCUGGGUUGUUGCCCAUGAAAAAAUGACUUUAAAACAACUUAAAAGCAAAUACCCUAAGAAAAGAUUUGUGGCUGGAGAAGGAGCAAACAGUCGAGUUAGUGCACUGAAAGGCUCCAAAGGAAAAGACUGUGAAAUUCCUGUACCUGUUGGUGUUUCAGUGACUGAUGAACAUGGAAAAAUUAUAGGAGAACUCAAUAAAGAGAAAGAAAGAAUUUUGGUAGCGGAAGGAGGACUUGGCGGUAAACUACUUACAAAUUUUUUACCAUUAAAAGGCCAGAAACGAGUAAUUCGCCUUGAUCUAAAACUUGUAGCUGAUAUAGGUCUUGUUGGAUUCCCAAAUGCUGGGAAAUCCUCUUUGUUAAGUCAGAUUUCUCAUGCAAAACCUGAAAUUGCGGAUUAUGCUUUUACAACAUUGAAACCUGAACUUGGAAAGAUAAUGUAUGAUGAUUUCAAACAGGUAUCAGUAGCUGAUCUCCCUGGAUUAAUAGAAGGAGCACAUAUGAACAAAGGAAUGGGCCACAAAUUCCUAAAACAUAUAGAAAGAACUAGACAAUUACUUUUUGUUGUUGAUAUUUCUGGUUUUCAGCUUUCUUCUUACACUCAGUACAGAACUGCAUUUGAGACCAUAAUACUCCUUACUAAGGAGUUAGAGUUGUACAAAGAGGAACUUCAAACAAAACCUGCACUCCUGGCAGUUAAUAAAAUGGACUUGCCACAUGCGGAUGAUAAAUUCCAUAAACUGAUGGAACAACUCCAGAAUCCUAAAGAUUUUCUGCAUUUAUUUGAAGAAAAUAUGAUUCCUGAAAGGACUCUUGAGUUCCAACAUAUUGUCCCCAUCUCUGCGUUUACUGGAGAAGGAAUUGAUGAACUAAAGAACUGUAUAAGAAAAUCUCUAGAUGAACAAGCUGACCAGGAAAAUGAUGCAUACCAUAAGAAACAGUUGCAUACUUUACAGAGUUCCGGUAUAUCGUAUAGUGAGCCACCAUCAAAGAAUGCUGCUAUUAGUCCUCAAAUAAAUAUAAGUUAAUUUAAAAAUAAAUACAGAUGUGUGUUCUUUUUCAAACUUGUCCACGGACGUAUUUUUGUACAUUAUUACUAAUCAGUUGAUAAAUAUAUCAUCAUAAAGGAGCCAUACCUUUUUAAGUUGUAUUAUAGUUAUAAACUUGCUAACAAUGACAGUUUAUAAUUUUAUGGCCACUUCACAUACAAUAAUGCCUUCUAAUAUUAUGAUAAUCUUAGCAUGGUUAAUAGUUUUUAAUUCUAUGAGUGGAUUCCCUAGAAUAUUAUUAGAAUAAUCAACUAGGUUUUAAUGUUUUUGAGUCUGUCAUGUACUUAGUUCUUAAUAUGUAAUACUUCUCUUUUUCUUGAAAAUACUUAAAAUGCUAAAUUUGGACAUAUGCUCAGUGAAAAUCUUAAUCCCUAGUAUAUAAUAAAACAGAUGGAUUUGAAAUUUUGGAAAAUUUUUAUAAGAAAAAGUAUUUUUUCUUCUUUGGAACAGACUGAUAACAUGUCUUGUUUGCUUGCAUACUAUUUCUCUUUCAUUGUCUACUGUCAUAUUUUAGUAAAGAGGAAAUAAGUAGGAUAUACACUCUUAAAAUUAAUAGCUCAAUAUUGCCAUUCAUUGGUAUAUUCUAAGAUGAUAAUUUCUAAAUUACUGCCUGAGUGAAAUUUGUUUUUUUACAAAUUACACAUUUUCUUGAGUUUUAUUAUAAAAUAUAUGGUUUAAUUAUUUUUUUUUUAAUGAGAAACAGCAUGGAUAACUUGAGGGUGACUCAGUGUCUAAAAUUGUACUUGCCUGGAGUCGAGAUGGGUGACCACGCUUCACUCCCUGUACUUCUGGAAGCCCUCAACAGUCUCACCCCCAUCCUACCAUCACUGCCAUAAGCUCAUCUAGACCCCCUGUUCCAGAGACACACAAAUAAGUUUUGAAAUCAACUAGCUGCAAAAAAUAUUUGGAUACCCAAGUCCUGACUGAGACCUUUGGGGCCACCUUGGAAUUGGGGCAGGCCAGCUCCCACCCUACCAAGGCCCCAAAGCAGCUGCAAUGCCUCUGGCCAGGCUGCCCAGUUAAAUAUUCUGAAUUUUCUGGAGCGACAUCUCCAAACUUUCCAAUACUAACAUCCCAAUGGUAGCACACUAAUUGGAUGGGAAUGUAAAGUACAAACCUGUAGGAUAACAUAGCCUCAGGUAGUUUAGGUUUAUUGGGUUACUCCCAUCACAGUGCUCCCAUUCUUCUGUGUUUAUUUGUAGCUUCUUUCUUAGUGUUCUGUUGACUGAAAUAUUGUUUUUCUCUUCUCCUUGAGUCCUUUGCAUAGUUUAUUCAGAGCAAUGUCCUUUUUUGUAUGGACACAGGAAGACCUAGCAAAUGCUAUGCUUUUGUAACCUGGGAGUCAUUUGACUCUACAUGAUAUUUUCCUCCUGGGCAUCUGUUUUCUCUACCUAAGCCUCAGCUGCCCUUACUUCCUAGCACCCCCAAAAGCAGGGUCCUGAUGAGGGACGGGCCAGACGCAGGGCAAGCAGUGAGUUGUGUGCUACCCUGGCAUCGAGAUGGGCCUGGCCAAAGUGCCUAAUGCUUAACUAUAAGUUAAGAGCUUGGUCAUGGACAAAUGCUGUC